CCUGAAAACUGAUGGAUAAGUCUGUGUACUAGGGUCGUUGUGGGGCUGCAGCACAUGGUCCUUGUGGCAGUUAGGAUAGAGUUCCUGACCAUCAAGGACUGGCAGUUAGGAUAGCAUCUUAGACUAGCAUCUUAGACUGGCAUCUUAGACUAGCAUCUUAGACUGGCAUCUUAGCAGCAUCUCAGCAUAUGCUUGGCUGGCUAGCAGCCUAUAAGUAUGUAUCCCCAACCUCUCAGGUUGGCAUGGCAUUGUGUGAGAAAUAAACCAACGAAAAUUGUCCCAACUCUCCUAGUGUCAUCCACAACUAUCAAUGCUCAGGUUCAAAGGUCUAACAAGUGGUAUCAGAGCCUCGUUAUCUUGUACCCUGAGCAUUUCCUGUGAGUAGCCUAAGUCGGUAGCAGCAGCUGCUCCGUCUGCCUCUGGUUACCUUCCUCCCUCCGGACUGUCGAGCAGCAGUUCGUCUUCAACAGCCUCCUCUUCACGCAACCCCCCCCCCCCCAGCAGCGAGCCAUCUCUGCAGGUCGCUCUCAGCACACGGCUACCUCGAGCAUACGGCGCCGGCAGGAGGCUGAGCGCGCCGUGGCAGAGGAGCGUGAGCGAGCAGCUGUAGCAACAGCUGCUGCGGCAGCAAGGGUGUCGAGGCUGGCUGCAGCGGAGCUGGCAGUGGCCAGAGCGGAGGUAGAAGCAGCCAGGGCGGAGGUAGAAGCAGCAGCAGCAGCAGCAGCAGACGCAGCACGUGAGGCUACGGCGGAUGCCAAGGCACUCCGCGGCGGCUCCGGCAGCUCCAACAGCUCCGCGCCUGCGGACGACGGCGCUGACGUAGACCGCGCCAAAGUGGCGCAAGAGCGGACGGCGCAGUGGGCAGCCGAGCACGCCCGCGCUCCAGGUGGAGGUGCGCACCGCGACGGCGGCUGCAACGACCAGGACCGCGGCCUCUACAAGGUCCGGACUGUGGUCAGGGAUGUUGGUCCCAGUGCUGGGUGGCCUACCCUCACUAAAACCAACUACGUCGAGUGGGCCGGGAUCAUGAAGAUCAGGCUCCAGGUGCGGCGCAUGUGGGAGGCAGUCCAGGACAGCAACGUCGACCACCAAGAGGACCGACGGGCGCUAGACGCCCUCAUCGCUGCAGUCCCGCCCGAGAUGCAGUUCUCGCUUUCCAGCAAGCGGACUGCCAAGGAAGCUUGGGACGCCAUCGCCGCGGCACGCAUCGGCAGCGACCGUGCUCACAAGUCCACUCUGCAGGCACUUCGUAAGGAGCGGGAGAGCCUGGGUUUCAAGCCAGGUGAGGACGUUGAUGACUUUGCUCUCCGUCUCAACACUCUGCUGCAGAAGUUGGUGAAGUUUGGUGAUGCCACCUACACCGAGGAGAGAGCUGUCGAGAAGCUUUUUCGGUGCAUCCCCGAGAAGUACAAGCAGAUGGCUCGGUCGAUCGAGUCUUUGUUGGACCUCUCCACGAUGACAAUCGAGGAGGCGAUAAGUCACCUCAAGGUCGUCGACACCGACGAGCCACAGCCUUCCUCGGGGCCCAUCACCACCGGCGGGAAGCUGCUCCUAACUCGGGAGCCAUGGGAUGCCAGCCUUGGUGACAGGAAGAAGGGGGGGCCUUCUUCCACGAUGGGCGGCCGCAAGCGUGGCAAGCAGCGUAAGACGCGAAGAGGCCCCCCCGGGCAGGGCACAAGGACGUGCUGAAGGUGAGGCCCGCGGAGGCGCCAAGGACGGCGCCGCUAGCAAGCCCAAGCC
This is a messenger RNA of Triticum urartu, 1740 nucleotides long. The record is from RefSeq and is a predicted model, not a curated record. Lineage: Eukaryota; Viridiplantae; Streptophyta; Magnoliopsida; Poales; Poaceae.